This is a messenger RNA of Trypanosoma conorhini, 1326 nucleotides long. RefSeq lists its product as uncharacterized. Gene Ontology annotation, biological process: rRNA processing. The record is from RefSeq and is a predicted model, not a curated record. The transcript has a single exon. Gene Ontology annotation, cellular component: Pwp2p-containing subcomplex of 90S preribosome; small-subunit processome. Lineage: Eukaryota; Euglenozoa; Kinetoplastea; Trypanosomatida; Trypanosomatidae. The coding region runs from base 1 to 1326 and encodes 441 amino acids. Gene Ontology annotation, molecular function: protein binding.
AUGCGCUGUUCUCCCCGCUCGUGGUCAGUGCGGUGCCUUGGACCCCGUUGUUGUGUGGUUCUUAUCGCCAUCGUCUUUGCCCAGAUGGCAUCUCGCGCUUGGGUGGACGACGCUGACCGCAAUGCGGAUGAGGAACUGCCAGGUUUUGUGAAACAGUCGCAUGUGCUUCCCGCGUGGGCCACCGCUUCCGCGAACGACAACAGCGGCGUUAUUGGCGGCAAUGACGCGGCGAGCAGUGAGGCCAUCGUCUCUUCUUCGUCCGCGCUGAUGACGACGGCGCAGAAAAGAUUCCGCGAUGAGGACCUGGACGAACUGCUCGCGCGGACGGAGCCACUCUUGACGUCGAGGCACGACCGCCGGAAUGCUGCUCUUCCACCUGUCCUCUCCGUGCUUCCCCUGCCUCGUGACUCCGCACGGACGGUUCAGUGGCAUCGCAACGGGCAACUGGCCGUGGUGGGUGGCAACCACCACUUGUACCUCUUCCACGCAGCCGGCAAGUUUGUGGAGCAACUCUCCAAGACGGAUGUGGAGAAGCGAGUCGAGCACACGGCGCUUGGGGCUGCAGGCGAAGAGGUCGUCAUUGUGGGACAUCAGUCCUACACACCAGAUCUAUUGGUGCUCUCUACGGAGAAGCUAAUCCCGUUGCGGUUUCUUUUCACGCGUGACUCCGCCGUGUAUCGCAAUGCUAGACGGGAUAAUGGCAAGCAUGACUUUUACAUCAGCAACGUGGCUUUGCCGGCAACCGAUUCAUGCGCCAGGCUAGUGGGGAUAUCAAGUGGAGCCACCGUCACGAUUGGUUCCUUGUCAUCUGGUAGUGUCACCCACCGCGUCGAGAUGAGCGAUCCGGUGGUGGAUAUCUGCUUCUCAGGCGGCCCUCAUGAAUUGACUGUCGCUACGCGUAAUAAACUGACGGUGUACGAUUUGCGCAAGACUGCGCAGUUUCUGCGGGAAACCUGCGACGAUGGCACCGUAGACAUCACAACGUUUGCCACCUCCGACUCUGCCCUGGCUGUGGGGUCGAAGAGUGGUGUUGUUACUAUUUACAACAAGGGUUCGGCAGGACCCGUGAAGGCUCUCAAGAACCUGACGACGAGCAUCAGUCAUUUGGCAUUUGGAGAACGCAGCAACGGUGACGCCGUGCUCGCGUACUCGACCAAAGCUCAAAAGAGUGGGUUUCGCCUCGCUGUGCUCCCGGAGUGUCGUGUCGUGCCGUCCUUUCCCGCUGUUUCGCAGCGGCACCAGUUUAUUAAUAGCCUGGCCAUUGCCCCGACCGUCCCUGUGCUCUCCGUCGGUGAAAAGCAGAAGGUCACGAACUACGCGUUGUGA